AUGGCGGCCCCAAUGAUAAGCCCUUUCAUCCAGGAACUGCCCGAAAAGGAGAGAGCGAUUGCGCUGGAAGCAUUAAGGAAAUACGAAGCAGAACAUGGGAAGUCGGAGCCGGACGUUGGUCUCGAAGAGGUGUUCGAUGAUGAGCUGGACGAAAUGCUGCGAGAAGAGUUUGAGGGCCUCGCGAUGGAAGAGGAAAACUGGCAGUCAUCGGGAAAAGGCGAACCGAAGAAGCCUGUGGUGGUUCGACAGCCAUUCGAAGUGGUACCUCAAAGCGCGGAAAACCAGGCCUAUGUUGAGAAGUUCAACGACUGUCUAAAGCGGCUCGCGAAAGAUGCUUCUGACGAACGACUGGCGCAAGAAGUGUGGAAAUGGUACCGUCGCUGUAAACAGGUUGUGCCAGAGUUUCUGCAAUCCAUUCCCGACGAAGCCAUGGGGUUGCUGUGGAAAUCCCAAGCACGCGGGGGCGCCUUAACCUCGCGAGUCCCCCAUAUACAGAUCAUCGCAGAAGACGCUAUGUCUGUCGGCAAAUCCCUACCAACUCGGCAUCUACUCUCCUACAUCGAUUCUCUCCACCACUCCGGUAAGACGAAAGAGGCCCUAGACCAGUGGGAAGCGCACCAGACAGGGCUUUCGCAGAAGAAGGACGAUCUUGAAGCAUACUGGAGACUGGGAGUGAGACUUUUCGCAGCAGAGAAUGACCCCCAGCGAGCACAAGAUAUUGCGCUGGCUUUUUUGGCAAACGACAAGUCGCGUCAGCCUCGAAUUCUCAUCCCCGUUAUCACAGCCUGGGGCAGACAGCCCGGAAAGGAAGCAGAGGUGAAGGCGUGGGCGCUAUAUCUACAGCUGAAAACCUUCCUCCAGCACAACAUGACGAUGGAGGAUUACGACAACAUCAGCAUCAAUCUACUAAAGUCCGGCCGGCCUAGCCUGGCUAUCGCGGUGUUCAAAGAUAUGAUGGUCACCGGGCAGGACCCGUCGAACGAUUCGACCUCGCUCUACAAGAACGCCGUGGGCCUAGCGGGCAAUCUCCAAGCGUCCAGUAUUUCCGAGCGUGAUGUGAACAAGAUCUCGCUCGCCACGCUGACGGUCCUACCUCGCCGGUUCCAGAACCGGUUCUUCUACGCCAGUUGGAUGAAGAAGCUGAUCGGAAUGGGCGAGGUUGACUCUGCCGCAACGGUCAUCGAGUUGAUGUACGAGCGAGGUGUCAAGCCAGACCCCAAGCACCUGAACGGCCUCAUCGCCGCCUGGCUCCGCGAAGGCAGCCCCUCCGCGCGGAUCAAGGCCGAGCAGCUCGGAUGGGCGAUGGUGCAGCAGCGCAUCGACGCGAUUUGGGCGCGCGCCAAUUCUCAGGAGAAGCCUCCGCAGCUGCGGGUCAACCAAGACACAGAGGACGUGCGCAUGCCAAAGUUCAUGCAACGGACUAUCCCACCGGGCAACAUCGAAACCUUCUCCAUCCUCCUCCUCCACUACACCCGGCGCAGCGACGACGGCAUGAUCAAGUACCUGGUCAAAUGCCUCGGCGAUGCGCGCAUCCAGCCAAACUCCUACUUCAUGAACCACCUCCUGUACGCCGAGCUAAGAAAACAGGACAUCGCCUCCCUUUGGAACAAAUUCCAAACCAUGUCUACCUCCAUCCAACCCGACCUCGAGACCUACGCCUGUCUCUGGGACUGCGGAAAACUGCAGUACGACCGCGGCCGCACGGCCUUCGUCGCUGGCUUCCCGUCCGCUCGCGAGCUCUACGCAGACAUGAUGCGCUGGUACGCCCAGCUCCCGGCGCGCGGGAAGGCCCUGGCGCAGGAAGAAUUCUCCAAGGAACUCUACGACCAGAUCAUCCGCUGCUUCUGUCUGUCCAAAGACCUCCCGGGCACGCUGGUCGCGCUGUUCUCCCUGCGCGCGAUCUUCAACUUCCACCCGGACGAAGUGACAGCCCGGUUGAUCGUUUUGCAGGUCGCCCGACUAGCCGGUGUCCCCGCCGGCACGCCGAAGCGUCGUCUGCGACGGCUCUCGACCACCCCCAAGAGCAAGGAGAACAUCGCCCACGUAAACAGACUCGUCGAGAUCCUGAGCGAGCGCAAGAUCGCGGCCCUGCAAGCGCGCGCUCUCAGCCUCGACACUCUCGAGCCACAGGAACGGGAACAAUACCAGCUCGAGAUCAUGACGGACCUCCUCCGCAUCAUCAUGGGCCGGACGGCCACCGAUCCAGCCCAAGUGGAGGACCAGAUUGCGGCUGCUGCGUCGGCGAUGGGCGUCGCGGGGAUCGACCUGGGAUCGUCACUGGAAGACGAUAACCUACUGCCGUAG
This is a messenger RNA of Aspergillus terreus NIH2624, 2304 nucleotides long. RefSeq names its product pentatricopeptide repeat protein. Bases 1 to 2304 code for a protein of 767 amino acids. Gene Ontology annotation, molecular function: protein binding. The record is from RefSeq and is a predicted model, not a curated record. The transcript has 2 exons. NCBI's taxonomy places the organism in Eukaryota, Fungi, Ascomycota, Eurotiomycetes, Eurotiales, Aspergillaceae.